Prunus armeniaca (apricot) is the source of this 249-nucleotide messenger RNA. The record is from the annotation of a GenBank genome assembly. Lineage: Eukaryota; Viridiplantae; Streptophyta; Magnoliopsida; Rosales; Rosaceae.
AUGGAGUUAUCACAAUGGUGGCUCUUGGCCAACACUGCUGUGGUUGCUUACUGCAACAUGUAUCAAGACGGGGAGGCCUCAGAUUGGAGAUAUAUCGGGAAGCAAGCGAUGAAGUAUCAGACCUGGAGCAUCUCAGGAUAUCUGGUAGCAAAACUGAUGAUUGAGAACCCAACCAAUCUUUCACUAAACUCUCCUGAAAAGGACAAGAAGAUAGCCAAGCCAAGGCUCACCCGCUUUGCUUACUUUUGA